AUGUCAACGUAUACUGUUCCGUUCAUCAUCAACGGCGAAGAACGUCGCCCGGAGAAGACUUUUGAUGUUGUGUCACCCGACACUGGGAAGGUUCUCCACCAGUGCGGAAUUGCCACCGAGGCCGAUGUCAAUGCUGCCGUUGAAGCAGCCGCAAAGGCGUUGCCAAAAUGGAGGAACACGACACCAGGUCAGCGUCGCGAUAUCAUUCUAAGGGCAGCCGAUAUUUUUGAUAAGAGGCGCGAUGAGCUGAAGCCGUACAUGCAGGAAGCCGUGGCAGCAGCAGUAGGGUGGGCCAGCUUCAAUAUUGACACGACCAUUGACAUCGUUAAAGAUGUCGCGGGGCGAGUAAGCUCAAUAGCUGGCACGGUGCCUGCACUUGCAGACCCGAAUCUUGGUGCCAUGGUAGUCAAGGAGCCUUACGGCGUCUGUUUGGCGAUCGCUCCAUGGAACGCUCCCUAUAUCCUGGGUACCCGUUCGGUUUUGUUUCCUCUGGCUGUGGGCAAUACAGUUGUCUUCAAGGGCUCAGAGUUGUCUCCACGGGUUUUCUGGGCCAUCGCCGAUGUUUUCAAGGAGGCUGGGCUUCCCGAUGGCGUACUCAAUUUCAUCUCAACGGAUCCCGCACACGCAUCGGAGGUCACUACUGCCCUGAUUGCUCACCCUGAAGUUAAGAAGAUCAACUUCACUGGCAGCACUGCUGUUGGCAGGAUCAUCGGUAAGCUCGCUGGGCAACACCUGAAGCCAGUAGUCCAAGAGCUUGGUGGCAAGGCGCCGGCCAUUAUAUGGGAAGAUGCAGACCUUGAUCUAGCCGCAGAGCAGUGCACGCUAGGCGCCUUUAUGUUCUCUGGACAGAUCUGCAUGAGUACUGAGAAAAUCAUCGUCCACAAGAAAGUCAGCCAGGAGUUCAAGAAGAAGUUUUCGGAGAAAAUUGAAAAGAUGUGGUCGUCCAAGGACGACGCGCCAGUCCUCAUCAAUGCAAACGGAGUCGAUAAAGUCAAGAAACUUCUGAAGGAUGCCGUAAGCAAGGGUGGUGAGGUGGUGGCUGGAAAUAUUGAUGUUGAAGAGUCAUCGAAGACGCGACUUAGACCUAUUGUCAUUGGAGGUGUCACGCCCGAGAUGGACCUCUACAAGACGGAAUCUUUCGGUCCCUCUGUCAGUUUGAUCGAGGUUGAGACAGAGGAAGAGGCUCUACGGAUCGCAAACGACACAGAGUACGGUCUGACAUCGGCAGUUUUCACGGAGAACCUGAGAACUGGAUUACGGUUCGCGAGAGGAAUCGAAUCCGGUGCCGUGCACAUCAACAACAUGACCAUCCAUGACGAAUCGGCGCUCGCCCAUGGUGGCUGCAAGGCUAGUGGAUACGGAAGAUUCAACGCCAGUGCUGGCCUUGAAGAGUGGCUCAGAACGAAGACAAUCACCUGGCGUUCGUAG
Molecule: messenger RNA, 1428 nt
Organism: Truncatella angustata
Lineage: Eukaryota; Fungi; Ascomycota; Sordariomycetes; Amphisphaeriales; Sporocadaceae
Product: Aldehyde/histidinol dehydrogenase
Exons: 1
Coding region: 1-1428 (475 amino acids)
Molecular function (GO): succinate-semialdehyde dehydrogenase (NAD+) activity
Source: RefSeq, a predicted model, not a curated record